Molecule: messenger RNA, 5982 nt
Organism: Castor canadensis (American beaver)
Lineage: Eukaryota; Metazoa; Chordata; Mammalia; Rodentia; Castoridae
Source: RefSeq, a predicted model, not a curated record
GUGAAAGUAGCCUCCAUCAAUGUUGGCACUUCUGACUGGUUUGACUCGUGGGAACAGAACGGGAAUGAAGGGACCUGGCAACAGAAGACUCCCAAGUUGGAGCUGUUGGGUGGAGCCAAGUACUAUCUAGAAGCAGAGCAUCGUGGGAUAGCCCCAAGCAGAGGAAUGAGAAUUGGUGUCCAGAUCCACAACACUUGGUUGAAUCCUGAUGUGGUUACCACUUACAUUCGGGAGAAACAUCAGAUCCGAGUCAGAGCCCAGAGACUUCCAGAAAUACAGAUGCUGAAUGUGUCAGGCAGAGGAGACUUUUCCCUUACGUGGGGCAAUGUCUCUAGCCAGCCAGUCCCUACAAAUGCCACAGCCCACCAGAUUCAAACGGCCCUUGAGGAGUUACUUGCAGUAAAAUGCAAACUGGAACCUGUUUCAGCUAACAUCCUAUUCCGGCUUGGAUUUGAACAAGGUCUAGAAGGUUCCAGCUCUGAUGGGGUCCUCACCUUUGGGUCUGAGCCCUUCUGUGGCAGAUUCAGCCUCCGCCAGCCUCAACACCUUGUCCUAACCCCUUUGGCUGCUCCUAAGGGAUAUCGGCUGGAUCAGUACCCACAUCUGUGUAUGGCAUACAAAGGCCACAUAAAUACAAUCCUGAAGAUGAUGGUGUCUUUCACGAUUGGCUUUCAAAGUGUCAUAAAGAAAAACAUCACCUGCGACUGGAGUCUCAUGGGAACUAGCUCUGAGAGCUGGCAGUUCACUUGCACUGACCUCUGGGACACAUGUGUGCUCCCCUUGGGGGAUCUCCAGUCCCCUCUGGCAAAUGCUCCACUGCUGGUUCAUCGGAUUGACCUCUUCCUUCUGGCUCAGGAGACAGGCCUGCUCUAUGUGGAUGAAAUUAUUAUUGCCAACACAGAUGUAACAGUUUCUCAAGCUGAGUCUGGAACUGCUCACCUAGGCAGACAUCUGGUGGAAUCAAUCUCUGUGGUGGGGUCCUCUCCCGUCUAUACUGUAGCCUUCUGGUUGGUGGGGUGUGACACUGAGCUCCCCCUCAUCACUGCAAGCUCUGUGCCCACUGAAGGAGCAGAGGAGGGGUUUGGACUCAUCAAGGUGACGACACAGAGACUACAGAAGACAAGCCCGGCUUUGGGAGGAUACUUUCGCAUUCAACUUUUGAAUACACUGAUUCCUGAUGUCCCUGUACAUAUUUCUGCUAGUCAGCUUCAAAAGCUCCUACAGGGGAAUGCUGAUGACUUCACAUCCAGAUUUCUCAAUGCUACUGACUUCACUGUGGACGAUCUAAACUCUUGCUAUGAACACGUAUGGACCCUUUACUGGACUACCCAGAUUGGGGACUUGCCCAAUUUUAUCAUGGUCUCUGAUCAAAAUCUCUCCGGAGUGAAUCCUGCUGCAACCACUCGUGUGGUAUAUGAUGGUGGAGUUUUCCUUGGACCCAUAUUUGGAGACAUGUUGGCUACUGCAAACCAGCAAACUCAGGUGACUGUGCGAGUGAAUGACAUACCAGCACAUUGCCCAGUCUCCUGUCCUUUCCAGUACCUCCAAGGGUCAACUCCCAGGGUCCACUCUGUGUGGUAUUCUCUUGACGGUGACAUCAGCCUCCUGGUUCAUAUUAUUGGAACUGGUUUCUCUGGUGACCCCCAGUCCAUACAGGUUACAGUGAACAAAGCAAGUUGCAAAGUUGUUCUCUCAAACCACACAAAUGUGGCCUGUCGGACAGACCUGCUGCCAGUGGGAAGGCAUGAGAUCUCGAUGUUGGUGAGACCCUUUGGUCUUGCUGUCAAUGCCAGUGGAGAAGGAUUCUUCCUAUAUGUAGAACCCAGACUGGACACGGUGGAGCCUAGCAGAGCUGCAGAGAUUGGAGGACUUUGGGUCACCAUCCGAGGCUCUAGUUUGGAAGGUGUUAGCCUAGUGUUAUUUGGAUCUCAGCCUUGUGCCAUCAAUGCCACCGUAAGCAAUUCACGAGGAAUUCAAUGCAAGGUUCCACCCAGGGGGAGAAGUGGAUACACUGUGAAUGUGACUGUGAUCGGAGGGGAAUAUUCCACAGUUCUUCACAGAGCAUUUACAUAUGUCUCCUCCUUAAAUCCAGUUGUUGUGUCUCUGAGCAGAAACCGAAGCAACAUAGCAGGAGGUGAGAUGCUUUUUCUUGGAAUGGCACUGCUGGUGAACUAUACAGACCUGGAUAUAGAAGUCCGUGUCCAGGACACCUUGGCUCAGGUUCAAGCACAGACGGCUCUGGGCCUGGAGGUGGUGCUGCCCCCACUGCUGGCUGGCCUCCACAGGAUUUCAGUCUCCAUCAAUGGCAUCAGCAUUCACUCAGAAGGAGUUGAUCUCCACAUCCAGUAUAGCACGGAAGUUUUCAGCAUCGAGCCUUGCUGUGGGUCGCUUCUGGGUGGAACGACCCUCCUCAUCUCAGGAGCAGGGUUCAGUAGGGACCCAGCUUUGGUUUGGGUACUUGUUGGCAAUCAUUCCUGCGAAAUUGUAAACUUGACGGAUGUGAGCAUCUGGUGUGAGACCCCUCCGGCCCCCCUGCUGCCUGAUACAGAUGCUCUUACUGUCCCAGUGCCUGUGGAGGUCUGGGCUGGCAACACGUCCUUCAUCCAAGGACCAUCACCAAGUUUGGUGGGGAAGGAACUUACCUUCAUGUACGAUGCAGCAACGACACCAGAAGUCACUGCAAUGUGGGGGGAAAUCAUGAACAACAGCCUGAUGUUGUACGUGGAAGGAAAUAACUUUUCCAACUCAGCCGUCCUUCUGGGGAGCUUGAGAUGUGAUCUUGAGGCAGAGUCUUUGGAGGGCAAUAGCAGCCUCUCUGGGUGCUCUUUUCCUCUUCACAGUUUGGAGGCAGGCAUCUAUCCUCUCAAAGUAUGUCACAAGCAGAUGGGAUUUGCUAACAUGUCUGCAGUGCCUCAGCAAUUUAAGGUGACCCCUCAGAUAACGACCAUCUUUCCAACAUAUGGGUCUGCAUGUGGUGGAACAGUACUCACUGUGAAAGGGUUGGCUCUCAACUCUAGAAGGAGGUCAGUUCAGGUUGACCUUUCAGGCCCUUUUACUUGUGUGAUUUUGCGUUUUGAAGACCACACAGUUCUCUGCCGGAUCAACCUGGUAGGUGACUACUUGCCUGGAGCUUCCAUCACUCUACACGUCACAGUCCUGAUUAAUGGGAUAACCAGCAAAUGUCAAGGAAAUUGCAGUCUCUUCAUUCAGGAAGACACAACUCCUACUGUGGAUGUCUUGACUGUAAACAACAGUGGCUCUCUAACCACUGUGUUCAUGAGGGGUCAGAAGCUAGGCAUCACAGCUGAUAAGCCAGUGGUGUUUGUGGAUGAUCAACUUCCCUGUGAUGUAACUUUCUUCAAUGCUAGCCAUGUGGUAUGCCAGAUAAGCAACUUGACCCCAGGACUCCACUAUCUAUCAGCUGUUCAUACAAGUAGUGGGUAUGCUUGCUUGGGUAAUGUUUCCAGGUACUUUUCUAUUAUGCCUCAAGUGCUUGAUUACUUCCCUAAGACUUUCAGCAGACAUGGUGGAUGUCUUUUGGCCAUAGAGGGCACAGCCCUGAUGGGGCAGAAUACCACAUUAGUCUACAUUGGCCAGAAGGCCUGUCUGACAGUGGACAUCAGUUCUGAGCUUAUCCAGUGCAUUGUUCCUGCAGGGAAUGGUUCCAUUGCUCUGGAAAUAGAGGUGGAUGGAAUUUUGUAUCAUGUGGGAGUCAUUGGUUACAGCAAUGCCUUCACCCCAGAAUUGCUCUUGGCUUCUCAGAGUGGUGACAUCUUAACCAUUACAGUGGCUCAGAUCUCAGAAGCUGCAAAUGUUGACAUUUUUAUUGGGACUUCACCCUGUGUGGGUGUCUCUGGUAACCACACAGUUCUUCAGUGCAUGGCCCCUGUUUUACCUGCUGGAGAGUACCAUGUCAGAGGCUAUGACCACACCAGAGGGUGGGCCUCAUCUGUUCUCAUGUUCACAGUGAGAGUUACUGUUACAGCAGUGACUGAGAACUUUGGCUGUCUGGGAGGAAGGCUUGUGCAUGUGUUUGGAGUAGGAUUUUCUCCAGGGAAUAUCUCAGCUGCGGUGUGUGGUACUCCUUGCCAAGUCUGGGCUAAUGCUACAGUGUCCGCCUUCAGCUGCUUGGUUCCUCCCCUGGAUGUGUCCUUGGCUUUCCUGUGUGGCCUGCGGGGUGAGGAGGACAGCUGUAACAUCAACAGCCAUACCUAUGUGCAUUGUGAUUUGACUGUCACCAUGGGGACAGAGAGACUGCCUGAAGCAUGGCCUUACCUCUACAUUUGUGAAGAGAGUUCUCAGUGUCUCUUUGUGCCAGAUCACUGGGAGGAGUCUGCCCGUCCAUCAUUCUCAGGCCUUUUCAUCAGCCCUAAAGUGGAAAGAGAUGAAGUUCUCAUCUAUAAUAGCUCCUGUAACAUUACCAUGGAAACUGAGGCAGAGAUGGAGUGUGAGACGCCUAAUCAGCCAAUUACUGCCAAGAUUACUGAGAUACGGAAAAGCUGGGGCCAGAACACUCAGGUCAACAUUUCCCUUCAGUUCUGCCGGAGGUGGUCUAGGCGUCACAGCUGGUUUCCUGAAAGAGUUCCACAAGAUGGCGACAAUGUCACAGUGGAGAACGGCCAAAUGCUACUGCUUGACACAAAUACGAGUAUCCUCAACUUACUACACAUUAAAGGAGGCAAGCUGAUUUUUGUGGAUCCAGGACCCAUCGAGCUCAGUGCGCACUCCAUUCUUGUUUCGGAUGGUGGAGAGCUGCGGAUUGGAUCUGAGGACAAACCUUUCCAAGGCAAAGCUCAGAUCAAACUGUAUGGGAGUUCUCACUCUGCUGCCUUCUUUCCCUAUGGAGUCAAGUUCCUGGCUGUGAGGAGUGGAACUCUUUGUCUGCAUGGUUCACUACCAGAAGUAAUUGUCACCCAUCUUCGAGUAGCUGCCCAUGCCCAAGACACAGUGUUGGCUCUGGAAGACACUGUGGACUGGUACCCUGGAGAUGAAGUUGUCAUAAUCAGUGGAACAGGUGUUGAAGGUGCCCAACUGAUAGAAGAGAUUGUCAUUGUGGAGACUGUGCACAAUGCAGAUCUCCAUCUGAGGUUCCCAUUGAGAUAUUCUCACAACUUCACUGAGAACUGGGUGGCUGGAGAACGCCACAUUUUAAAGGCCACAGUGGCUCUGCUCAGUAGGAGUAUUACCAUACAAGGAAAUCUCACUAAUGAGAGGAUAGAGCUCCUCACUUCAUGCCAGGAGGUGAAUGCUUCACAAGGUACCCUUAAGGACUGUUUGUAUUCUAAGAGUGAGAAGAUGCUGGGAUCCAGGGAUCUUGGAGCUAGAGUCAUUGUUCAGUCCUUCCCAGAGGAGCCUAGUCUGGUUCAGCUGAAGGGAGUGCAGUUCCGAGACUUGGGGCAAGCUUUCCAUAAACAUCUGAGCUCACUUACUCUUGUGGGAACUCUGAGCGGUUCUUAUGUCCAGGGCUGCACAGUGAGGGACUCCUUCAGCAGAGGCCUCAGCAUGUACAGGACUCAGGGUCUGAGAGUGGACAGUAAUGUGUUUUACAAGAUUUCAGGUCAUGCACUGCUGGUGGGGAUGCACAUGGAGAUGAGACACCCCUCUUGGGAGACUAUUCCUGGAAGAAUACAUGAUUGGUCAGAACAGGGAAAUAUAAUAAGAAACAAUGUCAUCAUCAGUGUUUCUGGUGCCGAGGGGCUCUCCAGUCCUGAGGUGUUAACACCGUCUGGCAUCUAUGUCCGCACUCCCACCACUGUAAUAGAGAGGAACAGGGUGUGUGCUGCUGGCUAUGGCUACUUUUUCCAUCUUGUGACCAGGCAAACAUCGCAAGCUCCACUUUUCUCCUUCACUCAGAACAUCGCGCAUUCUUGUACAAGGUACGGUCUCUUUGUGUAUCCUAAAUUUCAUCCACCUUGGAAUUAUGACACUGGCCCUUCUCUGUUACAAAACUUCAUGGUUUGGGGAAGUGCAGGUGGUGCCAAG